Melitaea cinxia (Glanville fritillary) is the source of this 746-nucleotide messenger RNA. It is a transcript of the gene snRNP-U1-C, whose product is annotated as U1 small nuclear ribonucleoprotein C. The record is from RefSeq and is a predicted model, not a curated record. Gene Ontology annotation, cellular component: U1 snRNP; nucleus. Gene Ontology annotation, molecular function: zinc ion binding; pre-mRNA 5'-splice site binding. Gene Ontology annotation, biological process: mRNA splicing, via spliceosome; mRNA 5'-splice site recognition; spliceosomal snRNP assembly. Lineage: Eukaryota; Metazoa; Arthropoda; Insecta; Lepidoptera; Nymphalidae. Bases 134 to 628 code for a protein of 164 amino acids. The transcript has a single exon.
UGUGGUUACUGGUUUGUCACUUUUGUCAGUUUGUCAUAUUGAUUAAUCACAAGUUCACAACGAGUGCGGAUUGACAUUUCAUUCGUGAAAUUUCGAGAUUAAUACCAUAACUUUUAUCAAAAAAUAUACAAACAUGCCGAAGUAUUAUUGUUAUUACUGUGAUACUUAUUUGACGCACGAUUCUCCAAGCGUAAGAAAGACACAUUGUACUGGAAGAAAACAUAAGGAUAACGUAAAGUUUUACUAUCAAAAAUGGAUGGAAGAACAAGCACAACACCUUAUUGAUGCCACUACAGCGGCGUUUAAAGCAGGAAAAAUUGCACAAAAUCCAUUUGGUAAUAAAGGCGCAGCUAUUCCACCCCCUUGGGAUCCUUCUGUUAUGGGACCAGGAGGUCCGAGACCGCCAGUACCUGCAACCGGUGGUCCGCCCGGUAUGAUACCACCUCCAACGAUGGGCCCUGGUGGGCCUAUGGCGCCCCCUAUGAUGAUGGGACCGCAUGGCCCUAUGCCACCAAUGAUGGGUAUGAGACCUCCAAUGAUGGGACCACUUAUGGGGCCAAUGGGCCCUAUGGGUCCUAUGGGUCAAAUGCGACCACCAUUAAUGAAUGGACCUCCUAUGAAUAAAUAACAAGAAAUAUAAAAACUGGUAGUGAGAGAAUGCAGGAAAGGACUUUUAUAGGUUAAAUAUUUUGUAAAGUGUAAUCAAUUGAUUAUAACAAAUUAAUAAAGUAUUUUUAAGAAUUAAA